Nematocida ausubeli is the source of this 462-nucleotide messenger RNA. RefSeq lists its product as uncharacterized. NCBI's taxonomy places the organism in Eukaryota, Fungi, Microsporidia. The record is from RefSeq and is a predicted model, not a curated record. The transcript has a single exon. Bases 1 to 462 code for a protein of 153 amino acids.
AUGGAGUUCAGCUGCUCAAUUGACGAAGUAAUCAAGAGAACCGAGGCAAAAUCAGAGACAAGAAAGCAGAAAAUUAAGGAAAAGAAGAGAUCAGACAAGGAUAAGCUUAUUUCCCAAGUUUCAGACCAAGAAGAGACAGAAAAUGCACAAAAUUCCCCCAAAAAAGGAAAAUUAAGAAGAGCAGACAGAGUAGUCAUAUUAGACAAGGCAUCAACCAACAAUAGAUCAGAUCUCCCAAAAAUAGAAGAAAAGGAACUAAAAGAAGUCCUUAAGAUUGUCGUUAAGAUUAUGAAUACAAUUCCAACAGAACCUGUUAAGCUAAAUAAAUUCCAGGAAGAUGGUGACCCACACAGCAGAGCACAAGGAGAGAACCACUUAAGAAAGAGAGACAGAACAGAACCCGCCGUAUUCAAGAAAGGCAAGAAGAUUGAGCCUAAUAAUAAAAGACAGAGAAGAAAGUAA